This is a messenger RNA of Pleuronectes platessa (European plaice), 3096 nucleotides long. RefSeq names its product microtubule associated serine/threonine kinase-like (gene mastl). The record is from RefSeq and is a predicted model, not a curated record. Gene Ontology annotation, biological process: intracellular signal transduction; peptidyl-serine phosphorylation. Gene Ontology annotation, molecular function: protein serine/threonine kinase activity; ATP binding. Lineage: Eukaryota; Metazoa; Chordata; Actinopteri; Pleuronectiformes; Pleuronectidae. Gene Ontology annotation, cellular component: nucleus. The transcript is spliced from 13 exons. Bases 311 to 2701 code for a protein of 796 amino acids.
ACAAACUACGACGUGUUGCGAAGUGCCUCAUCAAAAAUCCAAUUUAAAGAUUUUUAUUGUCAGUCACCCAGCUGUAUUGUAUCAUAUUUUAAAAUAAAUUUAGUAAGAAUUUUGCGUUAAAAGACGGCUUAUUACGCAUAUUUAGGGCUAACGUCGUGAUUUACACACAGGCAGUCGAUUUGGACGCCAAAGGGACCCCCGCGGACGAAGAGCGGACAUUUCAAAUUUUCAAAACAAACCCGAGGUUGUUGUUUCUGACAUGAGAGCGGUGGCUUCGAGCUGACGGCUGCUUUCGAGACGAGUUUACACGAUGGACGCGGACGAGAAACACGUUUCCGGCAGCAAGAGGAAAACGGUGGAGUUUCCCAAAGCGCCUUCCAUCGAGGACUUCGUGGUUCUGAAGCCCGUCAGCCGAGGAGCCUUCGGUAAAGUCUACCUGGCACGGAAGAAGAGCAACGCGCGGCUAUACGCCAUUAAGGCGAUGAAGAAAGCGGACAUGGUGGAUAAGAACAUGACGGGGCAGAUGAAGGCGGAGAGAGACGCGCUGGCUCUGAGCAAGAGUCCCUUCAUCGUCCACCUGUUUUAUUCCCUUCAGACGUCCACCAAGAUCUAUCUGGUGAUGGAGUACCUCAUCGGUGGAGAUGUCAAAUCUCUGCUUCACAUCUACGGAUAUUUUGACCUGGGCAUGGCUGUUAAAUACAUUUCAGAGGUUGCUCUGGCUUUAGAUUACCUUCACCGUCAUGGUAUUAUCCACAGGGACUUGAAGCCAGACAAUAUGCUCAUAUCCAAUGAAGGUCACAUCAAACUUACAGACUUUGGUCUUUCUAAAGUCAAGCUCGAUAGAGAGCUGAGUCUUAUGGACAUCCUAACCACCCCGUCCUUGUCUAAACCAAAUAAAGAUUAUUUCCGCACGCCGGGUCAAGUCCUGUCCUUGAUCAGCUCCCUUGGAUUUAAUACACCUACGGGGGAAGUAAAGCGUCACUGCAGUGCAUCUGCUGCUUCCAGUCCCGUUUCCUGUGGCAGAAUAAGACACAAGAAUAACUCUCUUGGUUCUCCCUUGAUGAAGAAGAAAGAUCAGAUGUUCUCCCUUUCUCAGUACCCUUGGAAAAAGGGACCUAACAACAGUGUGUUUAGUCCUCACAAUCUGUUGAGCAGAAAAAGGUUUGAGACGAUGAGUGCAGGCAGCAACACCGACACUGAAGGAGGCAUCAGUCCACUGUGGGAGUCUGAGGAGAAAGAAAAUGAACCCACCAGGAGAGGAACUAAACAGGACCUUGCACCCACAAAACUGAAAGCCCUCCUGCUCUCUGCCCAGGCCAGCAGCAAUCUGCCCAAAAAGUCAAAUCCAGACCAACUUUUGGUUCCCUCGUCUGUGAAGAGAACAUAUUCAGAAGUAGAGAGGAGUCCAGAGCCAUUAGAAAUCCACGCCAAGAAGAGUAACGCAGACUACAGAAGAUGCUAUGAGAUUCCAGAGGAGACAUCAAGGUUUCACAGUGGCCUGACAGGAACGUUUUCCACCUUUCAGAUCGGCGGCUUCAUGGCCUCCACAGAGGGGAUUGACUUAUCUGACGAGCGAGGCCCGAAGCGCUCCAGUCCCAUCGCUGUGACCAAAACCUUGUUCCGUGAACUGGAAGAGCCGGCAGCGGACGUGUUUGAAGACGGAGCCAAAGACUUGUCUCCUUCGAGCUUCACGUCACCACUUGCGGGAAACAGUGACAUUUGCAGGAGCCUGAGUCUGGACUCUGACGGGUCUAUGCACGAAACCUCUCUCACAAUGGAGAGCCAUUCAUCUCUCAAACUGAGCAAGUGCUCCACAAUCGGGAACUCGAUAUUGUUUGAUGUUCAAGAGGAUAACCCAGACUCGUCCAUCGCUGACUCACUUCCACACACCCCCUCUGCUGUGAGCCAACUGAGUCAUUUUAACCAGCUCCCGGAUCUCACCGGCCGCGCGGCGCAGUCUCCCUCGUUCCUCAAGCCUCGGAACGCCGUGGUUUUUCGUAGUUACUGCAGCACCAUCAACCGCUCCAACAUGUCGGGGGUCUCCAGACUCAGUGUUGGGUCUCAGGAGGCCAUGGACUUUUCCACAUCAGCCUCUUAUCACUCGGCGUGUGGCGCCGCAACACCAGUGCAGAACAGAGUCAGCUCCAACAGCUCUCUCUGUCAGACGCCUCAGGCCAUGUCCACCUCCCACACCCCCUUCAGGACGCCGAAGAGCGUCCGCAGGGGCGCUCUGCCUGUGGAGGGCGCUCCCAUCUUAGGGACCCCCGACUAUCUGGCUCCAGAGCUUCUUCUGGGGAAACCACACGUUUCAGGAAGUGGUCAGUUCGACUUCAUGGUGGACUGGUGGGCACUGGGCGUUUGCCUUUUCGAGUUCCUCACGGGGAUCCCGCCCUUUAACGACGAGACGCCACAGCUGGUCUUCCAGAAUAUUCUCAACAGAGACAUCCCGUGGCCCGAGGACGAAGAGGAACUGUCUGAAAAUUCAAGAACUGCCAUUGAAAUACUUCUGACCAUGGACAUGACCAAACGAGCAGGUCUGAAGGAACUCAAGCGCCACCCCCUGUUUGACGGCCUGGACUGGGUCAACCUGCAGAACCUGCCCAUGCCCUUCAUUCCUCAGCCCACCGACGAGACCGACACCUCGUACUUUGACGCGAGAAACAAUGCUCAGAACAUCGCAGUGUCUGGCUUCAGUUUGUAAAAGCAGUCGUCAACAGGUUUUCAUUUGGUGGGGAAGUUUGAAUCAGAGCCGUCAUGCAAAUAAAUCCAAUGUUCAGGCAGAUACAGCAAUACUUUUAAAAACAUUUUAAAUCUGUGCAUCACUGGAACACUAAGACACUAACAAUCAAAUACAAGCUGAAUCUAAAGUGUUCAUCAUUACACACAGUAGCUCUUGAACUAGGUUCUUCCUUUAGCAAAGUCCAGUUUGCUUCUGCUUUGGCUCACGACAGGCUUUGAUUUCUGUAUUUGUUAAAGUUAAUUAAACACAACUAACUAUUUAUGUAAAUCAAUGUAAAUGUGGCACUUCCUGCCUGGAGGUAAAUGUAAGCUUCUGUUCAGAUACAUUUCAUUGUUGUUGUUCUGUUUGUCUGUUAG